AUGACGCAAAGGCUCGGGGUUUCCCCCGGGGCGUCGGCGUCAAUUGCCCCAUUCACGACCUCCCAGACGGGGAAACACACCUCCAGCACAGCGCGGCGAGCUCAGCUCCCCGCGGCAAGGCCCUCGGGGCAGCUCGUGCCCCUGGUGCAGCGGGCGCAUUAUGCCAAUGAUAACGUGCGAGACAAGAAGUUCGAGAAAGAGGUGGCACAGCAGAAGCUCGAGUCCCAUCCGGAACAGGUCACCGAGGAGUCUAGCGUUCGACCUUCCUACGAGGGGCCCGAGACCAAGCCCUCCGACCCACCUACUACCGCUGGCGUGAAGAAAGACCUGAACACGCUCAAAGAGACGUUUGCCCUCAGAGAAGUUCCCCCUAUAUCACUCCAGUUGGGUCUCGCAGGCACUCUCCCAUACCUCGGAACCUCUCUUGCAACAACCUUCCUUAGCUGGAAUCUGAACACGGAAUGGCCGUCGCAGUCCCAAUUUGUGAACCACUUCUUGAUGAGCCACGAGAGCGCCAGCCACUACCUCCACCUACUUGAACCGAUCCAGGUCGGCUAUGGAGCAGUUAUUAUCUCCUUCCUGGGUGCCAUCCACUGGGGUCUCGAGUACGCGGAAAAGCACCCCGACAAGGCCCGGACGACCUUCCGCUACGGCCUCGGCGUAUUAGCCCCCGCCCUGGCCUGGCCAACCAUGGUCAUGCCCGUGCAGGCCGCACUGACUGCUCAGUUCGGCGCCUUCGUCUUCAUGUACUUCGCCGACGCGCGCGCCACCACCCGCGGCUGGGCGCCAACUUGGUACGGAACCUACCGCUUCGUGCUGACCGCCAUCGUCGGCGUUUCCCUCUUCAUCAGCCUCGUCGGCCGCGAGAAGAUCGGCGCUGAGGCGCCACGCCUGACCGGGCUGCGGGAGAAGUUCCACAAGGAGCAACCCAACGAGCUGGACAUGAAGAAGUACGAGGAGAUGGAAGCCGUCGAGCUUGAGAAGAAUAGAAAGAAGAAGGCUGCUGAGGACAGGAAGAAGGCUGCCGAGGAGGAAAUAAAGAAGCUGGAGGAGCAGAAGAGCAAUGCUGAGAGUGAGAGGAAGAAGGUCGAUCAGGAGAAGCCGAAGAAGGGCAAGGCUGAGGCCAAGGAGAAGUCUGGGGACAAGGAGCCCAAGGAGUCCAAGGGCAAGGACGAGACCAAGGAUAAGGAUGAGUCGAAAGAUAAGGGCGAGUCAAAGGGCGAGGAAAAGUCUCAAGAAGAUGGAAAAGACGAGGGUAAGAAAGAUGAGGGCGGAGAUGAUGCAAAGGACGGUGGCAAAGAGGAGGGAGGUGAAGACAAGAAGGACGACAAGUCCGAGUAA
This is a messenger RNA of Diaporthe citri, 1341 nucleotides long. RefSeq lists its product as uncharacterized. Bases 1 to 1341 code for a protein of 446 amino acids. NCBI's taxonomy places the organism in Eukaryota, Fungi, Ascomycota, Sordariomycetes, Diaporthales, Diaporthaceae. The transcript has 4 exons. The record is from RefSeq and is a predicted model, not a curated record.